Molecule: messenger RNA, 935 nt
Organism: Prorocentrum cordatum
Lineage: Eukaryota; Dinophyceae; Prorocentrales; Prorocentraceae
Source: the annotation of a GenBank genome assembly
UUCGGAUCGGCGCUGGAGCCCCUUGGCGGCGCCUCCAGCGCCGCCCCUGGCGCGCUCUGCGCGCCAGGGAGGGGGAUCCAGUGCCGAUCCCGGCAAUCUGCGCGGACCUCUGAGUUUUUAUGUUUUUGUCAUUGCUCGUUCCCCGAAUUCUAAGCGAGAGGGGGGGUAUCACAUCUGUUCCGCGGGCGCUCGGGAGCGUGAGCGCCCGAGGGGCCCACGGUGCGGCCCCGAAGGUGGAGGGCGGCUCGUUCUCCCAGCUGCUCCACACUCCCGCCCGGUUCAACGGCGCCUCGGGGCCGGUCAGCCUCGACCUGAGGAAGACUCUAGAGAUCUUGGAGAGAUCUGGAACGGCCAUCGCCUACCUGCACGGCCGCGGUAUUGCGCACAGAGACAUCAAGACGCAGAACGUCUUGCUCACUCCUCAGUUGGAGGUGAAGCUCUGUGAUUUCGGCUUGGCGCGCAUGAAGUCGGAGCUGAUGACGGGCGCCAUGCAGUUUGCUGGCACACCAAAUUACAUGGCGCCGGAGAUCUUCCGGAACGAGAAGUACACCGAGAACGUCGACGUUUGGGCUUUCGGCGUCAUGAUGUGGGAGGCCCUCGCUGUCGACAUUCCCUUCGCGAAUCUGGACGCGCCGGAGAUACGAGACAAGGUCUGCCGCGGGCAGAUGCUGCAGAUGCCGGCGUCGGCCCCCUCGGACCUGCACGCGAUCAUGCGGUCUUGUUGGACGGCGGACCGCACCACGCGGCCACCGAUGGGCGAGGUCGUGGCGCUCCUGCAGAAUAGCAUCCAGAACUUGGACACCGCUGGCCGCGCCUCGCGCACGGCGCGCCCCCGCACCAGCCCAGGCGGCAGCCGCCCGAGCCCCGGUGGCACGCAGCUGGGCAUGCAGAUGCAGAGCCGGCUGGUCCCCGACGCGCCCCUGUCCCGCCCUGGC